CACUCCGUCGGGAAAAUAUUGAUCGCUGGACCAAUGGAUUCUCAGGCAAAAUAAUUCAAUGCAGUCAUUCGUUGUUUAGCGGUGACGGCACAGUAUAUAGGCUGAUGUCAAAUCAGUCGACGUGAAUCAUUUGUCAAAAUUGAGGAACAACUCAAAAUAGUGCUUUAAAAAUAAAAACGAUUCAUUUGUAAUAAUGUCUGCAAUGCGGAUGAAGGCAGCAAAAUGUCCUUCGGACGAGCUGGCCAUCACAAACUGUGCUCUCAUCAACCCGGAUGAUUUCAACAGCGAUGUCAAGCACAUAGAAAUCUCCACAGGGCCGUCUCAGCAUUUUGUCUUCAGUAUUAGAUUCUACAGUGGCGUGGAUCGUGGCACUGUGGGAUUCUCUGCCCCACAGAGAAAAUGGGCUACUCUAUCAAUUGGACAGCCGAUUGAUGUAAAGCCCUUCAAGGCUCAGAAUGCCGAGUGCUUGUGCAGCGUGACCCUGGAAGCAGACUUCAUGUUGAAGAAAACUACAUCCAUGGAGCCUUACGAUUCUGAGCAAAUGGCUCGCGACUUCUUGAUCCAGUUCUCCAAUCAGAUCUUCACUGUGGGUCAGCAGUUGGCUUUCGCCUUCCAGGACAAGAAAGUUCUGUCAUUGAUUGUCAAGAAUCUUGAAGCUGUGGAUGUCCAAGCUUUAGCCGCUGGUGCGAACGCCGUACCUCGUCGCGUAAGAAUGGGCCGUCUACUACCUGAUGGCAACAUACAGUUUGAUAAAGCUGAAAACUCCUCUCUUAACUUAGUCGGCAAGGCUAAGGGGAAACAGCCACGUCAGUCCAUCAUCAAUCCUGAUUGGGAUUUCGGCAAGAUGGGUAUCGGUGGUCUGGAUAGAGAGUUCAACGCUAUCUUCCGACGUGCUUUCGCUUCUCGAGUGUUCCCGCCCGAAGUUGUGGAGCAAUUAGGUUGCAAACACGUCAAGGGUAUUCUACUGUACGGUCCUCCCGGUACUGGUAAAACUUUGAUGGCGCGUCAGAUCGGAAAGAUGUUGAAUGCCCGCGAGCCUAAGAUUGUAAACGGUCCGCAAAUCUUGGACAAAUAUGUUGGUGAAAGUGAGGCCAAUAUUCGUCGGUUGUUCGCUGAUGCUGAAGAGGAAGAGAAGAGGUGUGGACCAAACAGUGGUCUUCACAUUAUCAUCUUUGACGAAAUCGACGCCAUUUGCAAAGCGAGAGGUUCCGUGGGAGGCAACACGGGCGUCCACGAUACCGUCGUCAACCAGUUGCUCUCAAAGAUUGAUGGUGUGGACCAACUCAACAAUAUUCUGGUCAUUGGUAUGACGAAUCGUCGCGACAUGAUUGACGAGGCGUUGAUGCGACCCGGUCGAUUGGAAGUGCAGAUGGAAAUCGGUCUACCUGAUGAGAAUGGCAGAGUUCAGAUCCUGAACAUCCACACUAAACGUAUGAAGGAGUAUAAGAAGAUUGCUGAGGAUGUUGAUUCUAAGGAACUAGCAGCACUCACAAAGAACUUCUCAGGCGCCGAACUAGAAGGUCUCGUUCGCGCCGCCCAAUCCACAGCCAUGAACCGUCUUAUCAAAGCUUCAAGUAAAGUGGAAGUUGAUCCAGAAGCUAUGGAGAAACUCAUGGUAGAAAGGGGAGACUUUCUCCAUGCCCUUGAGAAUGAUAUCAAACCUGCUUUUGGUACUGCGGCCGAAGCUUUGGAACAUUUCUUGAGCCGUGGUAUUAUCAAUUGGGGCAGCCCCGUGUCAUCGUUGCUUGAAGAUGGACAGCUUUAUAUUCAGCAGGCUAGGGCUACUGAGGCUAGCGGUUUAGUAUCAGUGCUGCUAGAAGGUCCACCAAACAGCGGUAAGACCGCUUUAGCCGCGGAACUGGCCAAACUGUCAGAUUUCCCCUUCGUGAAGGUUUGCUCACCAGAAGACAUGGUCGGCUUCACGGAGUCCUCUAAAUGUCUACAGAUCAGAAAGUAUUUCGACGACGCCUACCGCUCAAGUCUGUCUUGCAUCCUAGUGGACAAUAUCGAGCGUCUACUGGACUACGGUCCUAUUGGGCCACGGUAUUCCAACCUGACAUUGCAAGCGCUUCUCGUGUUACUGAAGAAACAACCACCUAAGGGACGGAAACUGCUUAUUCUUUGUACGAGCAGUCGGAGACAAGUCCUGGAAGACAUGGAGAUGCUGUCAGCAUUCACGGGCGUACUUCACGUACCGAACUUAUCGCAACCCGAGCACGUGAUGGCGGUACUUGAAGAGAGCGAUGCAUUCUCCAAGAAAGACCUGCAGAAGAUCCAACAUGAUAUUCGAGGAGCUAGGAUCUUCAUUGGCAUCAAGAAGCUGCUAGCGUUAAUCGACAUGGUGAAACAAACUGAUGAAGAGUACAGAGUGUUCAAGUUCCUCACGAAAAUGCAGGAGGAGGGCGGCCUAGACUUGGGCACCAAUGUACAAUAAGAAUCAUUGCAACCUUAGGGACAACAUGCGCAUACCACACUAUCGCCCUCACCCGAUCACACUAAUGCACAUAUCUCUACAUCUAAACCUCAACACGUCAAAGUUACGGAGAGCUCACCUUGCGUUUCCGAUCUCAGAAGCUACGAAAUCGAUUACGACGAAAUCAGCGAAUGCACCGAGUCGUUACUCGAUACUAGUCAUCAUAUAAAAGGUCUGACAGCCAAAGGCAACGAAAUAUCACCCUCUAAAAUGCCUCUCAUGAGGAUUAGGAGUGUAGAAAUUGUUUUCGAAGAUGAAAUGUCUACUUGCACAGACACCGGUAUUUUGGAUAGGAGUUUAGAGUUAAUAGUGUCUGAUAGCAGUGAUGACUCCACCAAGUGCGUGGAUGACUUAGAGCCAUUGAAUAUCGAGAAAGAUCUCAACUACGACUCUGUAACGCUCAACGCUGAAGGAGAUCUAUCAGAUGACAAUUCAGUUUCCCUCUCCAAAGAUAUUGUUGAAGACCUUCCUAAAAUCGACAUUCCCCUCAUAAGUUUUCAAGACGUCGAUGACCCUUCUCACAUACAAAGUGAAUGUGUAACGUUAGCCAUCGAUGAAACUCUAUCGCCUAAUGUGUCUGAAAUCGGUGAUUCUGGUCGCUUCACUGAGGAAGCUUGUUCAUCUCAUUUCGAAACGGUUCCGAUUGAAGACGCAUUACUUUCGGGCUCGUUUGACGCGAUCAAUAUUGAGAAAACAUCGACGCCAAUGAGUUCGUAUGAGAUGUCUGACGUUUGUAGCAUCGCAGCCGAGACCACGAGGCUGUAUGAGUACAUCGACAGUAACAGUGAUAGUUCCGAUGACUCAGACAAUACAGCGACGUGCGAUAUGGACCAUCCAGUCCAACAUCUUAUAAGCUUUACUAACGUUUCUCCAGACGAUAGUUCUAUAGGCGACGGCUACGAUUUACAGUACGACUCUUUUAUAGACAUGGGCAAAUUUUAACAUUCGAUUACCUAACGAAAGUACCUAUAAUAAAGAGACUUUUGCAUUUUAACUAUUUGUGCUUCUCUGUGGAUAUUUCUAACUCGUAACGCUAUGUGAAUUUUAACAUGUGUAAUGCAGAUUGCUGUUUGACGUUGCAUAAAAAUUAUGAAUGGUUAUUUUUUUAUAUUUAUCAUUUUGAACCAAAACCACAUUCCAAUUGAAUUAUUGACGGAUUUGAUUAAUGUAGGUCCAGUUUUAGUACGCCAGUGUGGUGAACUUUUAGUGCGAGCUAUUCUGACACCUUAUAUACCUUCUUAACACAGCUUGUGCACAGAGGGGCUCGGUGGUAUGCGGCUCUCGUAACCAUGUCAUGUCUCUAUAAACAAUUGUUAUAGUUUAACUACUCAGUAGACUUUAUGUAAAUAUGUCAAAAUGUUUCCAUAGCGCGUGCAAUUUAGUAAGUAUCCAGUUUAACGUGAACAAUGACAUGGUUACAGACAUCCCUGGGUUGUAAGUCUAGGCAAUAGCUCAAUUAACUACAAUGUAUUAUAUUAUUUUUAUAGAGUGAUUUUUUUAUUUAUUUCAAUUUGUUAUUGAAAUGUGAUGCAGCUUGACGCUGUCUAUUGUGUUAAUACUUAAAUAGGGAUAUUUUGAUCAAUGUGUAAUAUUGAUAGCUGUAAGGGAAUGAUAUUGAUAAUGUCAAUGAAGUAUGUAGUAUUAUAUGUAUGAAUAACGGAACAUUUGAGGAAUAUUGUUGUUAUAACUCAGUAGGACUCGAAGCUUUGUCUUGGAGCAUUAGUACAAUUAAAGUUUAAGUACUUACCUGCACAUGUAGUAAAUUUUACCGUCAAUUAACGAACACUAUUUGGAAUAUCAAUGUAAUCAUUGGAUUGUUAAAGGAUUCUUAUCAGGAAUAUGGCAAAAUCACCUCUACAUAAAUGUUAUGUAGGUGGCAAAUAUUUAAUACAAAGUAAUAGUAGCGCGAGCGCAUUAUAACUAAAUGUUGCGUUCAUGAUCGUUAAUAAAAAAAAAAUCUAAUAUUUAAAUGAAAAUAGCUAUAAUAUUGUUGCUAUACAUUUGUAGUUAUUUAUUGUUACAUUCUACAGGAUAGAUGCAUUGUUAUUGUCUUUGAUCUAGGAUAAAACAUUCCACUCACACAUUCAAAACAAGUCAGUGUAUGUGUUAUAGAAAUACAUAAUCUCAAUUAUAUAAAAAUAUAAAUAACUUUUGUGAAAAAUUCUUAUAUCUUGAUAAAGCUUUUAGGUCAUGAAUUAGCAUUAGAGCUUUUAUUAAUACUUAUCGCAAUGCAUAUAUUUUCUUCUGUAUGUAAAAAAUAUAUGAAUUAUGUGGAAUUGUAAAUGGUAUAUGGGACAAAGCUCCUGGACUGAAUGUUCCAGAAAAUUAUACUGCAUUUAAUAAGUAUUGGUGUUACUACAUAAGAGACUAGACAGUCCCCACAAUCAUGUGACAGAAAAUUAUCUAAACUUUUUCUGUAAGAUAAAAUAAUUUAUGUUAUGUAUUUCUUUUUGAGCAAUAAAAUGGUUAUUGUUGUAAACAAAAAUGUUAUUUGAUACUGAGUACUAAAUUGUUAGAACAUUGAUGUUAUGAUCCUAGAUGAAAUCAAAUAAAUCUAAUCUAAAUCAUUCAUGAGAUGAUGAAAUAUUCUGUUUUUAACUGCAAUAGGAACAUUGUUUACAGUGGCUGUGUCACAUAAUCCUGUAAGCUUUAUUGUUGGUAAAUAAAGUGAUUGACAAACAA
Helicoverpa armigera (cotton bollworm) is the source of this 5155-nucleotide messenger RNA. RefSeq names its product vesicle-fusing ATPase 1. Gene Ontology annotation, cellular component: Golgi stack. The coding region runs from base 194 to 2434 and encodes 746 amino acids. Gene Ontology annotation, biological process: SNARE complex disassembly; Golgi to plasma membrane protein transport; intra-Golgi vesicle-mediated transport. Gene Ontology annotation, molecular function: ATP hydrolysis activity; ATP binding. The transcript has 15 exons. Lineage: Eukaryota; Metazoa; Arthropoda; Insecta; Lepidoptera; Noctuidae. The record is from RefSeq and is a predicted model, not a curated record.